AUGGCAGCGAACAACGAGCUUCUCCGCCGAAGUUUGCCCAAUGUAGGCCCUUUAAUCAUUUGUGGACUGCCACGUACAGGUUCGACAUUUCUCUACAAUUUACUUGCUUGUGAUCCCAACUGUCGUGCUCCACUUUUUACCGAAAUGCUUAUCGAUCCUGUUCCACCCAUUUCACGUUCAAAUUUAAUUGAACACGAACGACGUAUAACUAAAGCAAGAUUGGCUGCACAGCUGUCCGAACAACUAGUAGGUCGACCGAGCAAAGCGACUGCGUCUCAUCCACGUUUUUCUAUUGAACAAGAUCAAUUCAUAUUGCAGCAAGCAGGUGUCAUUCUUGGACUCACGAAUAUAUGUCCUCUCCAGCAGACUGAGGUUGAAGAUUGGUUCUACGAUCAAACAAACAAAAACUUUGCUUAUGAUUAUCACAAGACAUUCUUGCACAUGUUAAAUUCUUAUGAUGCGCCCACUUCUCACUGGCUGUUGAAAACACCUGCACAUGUUCUCUAUCUCGAUGCACUACUCUCUCAUUAUCCACAUGCGUACUUGAUCAUGACUCAUCGACGUCUCGACGAGGUGCUACCCUCGUUUUGCCGUUAUAUUUGGGAACUACUCAGUAUUUAUCUUGAUGAAAAUGAUCCAGCAAGUCGCCCUACACUGAAGACACGAGCUCUUCGACACAUCAAUAAAAUGAUUCAACGCAUUAUUGAGUUUCAUACUCGCUCUAACUGUUUGCACAAGGUCAUUUUUGACGUCACUUACGACGAUUUAAUCAAGCAUCCGAUCGUCACUGUUCAUCGCAUUUACGAACAUUUCGGGCUCCAUUGGUCGCACGAAUUUGAAGUGGCCAUGUCUGAUUGGCUUCGCAAUAACCCCCAAGGUAAGCAUGGUCGAAACACUUAUACUCUAGGUGACUACGGUCUUUCGUAUGAAGAUAUCAAAGAACGCUAUGCUGAUUAUACACAUUUAUUUCUCCAUUCAUCGGCCUUAUCUCAGCUCGAUAACGAUAGUGCUAGCAAUGAGCCAUCUUCAAUACCAAGAAUCCAAUGA
Molecule: messenger RNA, 1047 nt
Organism: Rotaria sp. Silwood2
Lineage: Eukaryota; Metazoa; Rotifera; Eurotatoria; Philodinida; Philodinidae
Source: the annotation of a GenBank genome assembly